ACGCUAUGCGAUUUCAAUCAAAGAGGUGUCAGUUAUCGCCUUAUCCGGGGGAGGGAGAGCAAAAAUGGCAGCAGGGAUUGCAAUGGGAAUUGCAGUAGUAAGACCACAAGUAUUGCCUGCAGUAAGAAUAGGAGUAAAUCUGAAUCGGAAAAAUGCUAAAUGGGCAUUCUUCAGUCAGUCGGCAUCCUCUUCCUACUCUUCAUCUUCAUCGGCAGUGCCAAGAACACUCAUAAUGUAUUCCAAGCCCGGAUGCUGUUUGUGCGAUGGCCUCAAAGAAAAGCUUGAUGCUGCCUUCGCUCUUUCUGGUCAAAAUUCCCUCCACGACGUCCAAUUACAGAUAAGAGAUAUUACAAGUAAUCCUGAUUGGGAGAGGCUUUACCAGUAUGAGAUACCGGUAUUGGCAAGAAUCCAUGAUGAUGGCACUGAGGAGACACUUCCGAGAUUAUCUCCUCGCCUUGGAGUUGAGCUUAUCCAGAAGAAGAUUGCCGCGGCAUUUUGGCAAUAAACUGUCUUGAGCAAUGGGUUAGUCUUGUUAAAUUUUGUAGGAGAGUUGGAUGGGGAAUGGAUAGUGAAUGCUUUACUGCUUACAACUGUCCUUAUAAACAUAAUCAGCAUAUUAUAUGUUAUGGUUAAAUGUGAAUAAAAGAAAAAACUGCGUUUCUACUCAACUGUCCUCGAACAAAUAUGUGCAUAUCACAAACCGUGUUCCAAGUUUUGAGUACAUGACCGAUUUUUGCAAAUCGCGUUCUAAGUUUCGAGUACAUGAUUGUUGUUUGAAUACUGGUGUAAUAUUUGCAGAGGACUUUGCUUAUCAAUAUCAUUUUCUUAUUCUUCUGGU
Molecule: messenger RNA, 838 nt
Organism: Olea europaea var. sylvestris
Lineage: Eukaryota; Viridiplantae; Streptophyta; Magnoliopsida; Lamiales; Oleaceae
Exons: 3
Coding region: 65-505 (146 amino acids)
Source: RefSeq, a predicted model, not a curated record